Molecule: messenger RNA, 1440 nt
Organism: Dothidotthia symphoricarpi CBS 119687
Lineage: Eukaryota; Fungi; Ascomycota; Dothideomycetes; Pleosporales; Dothidotthiaceae
Exons: 1
Coding region: 124-1053 (309 amino acids)
Biological process (GO): regulation of DNA-templated transcription
Cellular component (GO): nucleus
Source: RefSeq, a predicted model, not a curated record
UGCGGUUCAGGCAGCUUGUGGUUGCGAAGCUGUGGCUCGAGUGCCAAGACACGCCCAAGCUCCCUCCCAAACCAUUCAGCGCGGUCAUCGCAGAGCUCUCCGCAGAGAACAACUGCACGCAAGAUGCUCGGAAUCAACUACGAAAGCAGCGACGAGGAAGACGCGGUUCCAGUGGCGAAGCCUGAGGUGAGGCGCGCAAAUGUGUUCCAAGGGGCUAUGAUAGCUACUAAUAUCGAGAUGACCAACAUUCCCAAAGCAGCUGCGACCACGCAAAAACCCUCACCUAACCAACCUCUGCCCAAAGAAUCCCAGACACUCGCGGGACCAGUAAAUGGGCCGUCUCAGGGCCCGGCCGCGCAGUCGUCCCCGGCCGACAAUGCGCCCACCAGCGAUGUCACGCCAGGCUCACCGUAUACAACAAAUCGAGCCAUGAUUCAGAACCUUACCCUUCCAACCGCGCCCAACUUUGAUAUACCGCCGUCUCCACCUGGAUCACCACCACAACAGGCUACAAAGAAGUUUGCGCAGUUCCUCGAGCUGAAAAAGAAAGGGCAGCACUUCAACCAGCGACUGCAGAGCUCGUCUGUGUUGCGGGAUCCAGGCCACUUGCGCAAGUUGAUGGACUUUGCAGGUAUCAGCGAAGAGGAUCAAUACGCGUCCACACUACCAGAGGAAGUCGCGGUGCCGACCGUGUUUCCAGAGUGGGCGUAUGCAGAGGAACUGAAAGCUUCACAGAGGCAGAUCUUCAAGGCGAGGGAACAGCAGAAGUCGAAAGCGCCGAGGGCAUCGGUUGACUUUGUUGGGGCGACAAAGUCCGGCUCGUCGAGUGGGACAGGUAUGCCCGCGGGAAAGGCGCUGCGACAGAGUGCUGCUGAGAGAGUGAUGGAGGGUACGGACGGGGACCAGUCUACUCGAUCUUCUGCACAGAGUGCUGGUAAGCGGAAGGAGCUGGAGCACAGGGGAAAGGAUGAUGCGACUUCAAGGAGCAGAUGGAAAAGCAGAUCGAGAUCACCGAAGAGGAGGCGAUCUCAGUCGAGAGACAGGAAAAGAUGACGAUGAUGGCGUGUAAGAUAGACUGGACAUUUCACAAUGGAGGAUAGAUGGGCAAAGAUCAGAUGCCUCGCAAACCUCGCCUGGCACCUUUGAAGAAACUCAGUAGACGGAGUUUGAGAAUGCAGGUGCGUACGUGUUGUCGCGACUGAUCCUACCGAUUUCUGACCGAAUGACUUUACGUGCCUAUCUGCCUAGUUUGUCAGCUCCUCAACACAAUGUGUUGAGCACGAAGUCUGGGCCUAGCUUCCGUGAAUUUGCCCGUCCUGUCUGUGUCUGUGUGGUGUCAAAGGCUGUGAAGAAUGGAGCAUGGAUGGAUAUAUCACUCGAUUUCAAUAUUUUCAACAAGUCAAUACCCACAGUCACUCCACUCUGAGGCUUUUGCAAUGC